GCCGAAUGAGCGCACUCUACCGCGUGCUCCCGUACGUAGUUUUGUGUAUUGUUGUUCGUCAAAAGCACGCGCAUUCAUUUUUUUUUUGUCGUCAACCCGUCAUCACAUUAUUGCUCGAGUGCAGCGAAACGGUUCAACAGGUGGUGCAAACAUCGUGAACAAUCAAGGUGCUUGUUAGCAGCAGGAAGUGAAGAGAAAAUGUCUUGAAAGUAGUGAAGCUGUGCAUCCAGAUGUAAAUCGAAACAGGAAUAAUUUUACUUCUGGUAGCGACGCAGAGGAAGUGUCGGGGAUCAAAUCAGGACGACGUUCUGUCUAUCUGGCAAAUCGAAAUAAGGGAGGAAAUAUUUUCCCCUGCCAGCUCGUCUGCAGUAGGAUAGGCAGUGGCGGACAGGAACAGUAACUAGCAACGAAACGCUUCAGCAAAAACAAAACAUGGCUGCCGAACGUGACUAUAUCGGCUUCGCGACUCUUGCCGAUCAGGUACACCGUAAGUCGGUCAAACGUGGCUUCGAGUUUACGCUGAUGGUGUGCGGAGAGAGUGGUCUCGGCAAAUCCACUCUCAUCAACAGCCUCUUCCUGACUGAUCUGUACCAGCAUCGGACGGUUCCUAGCUGCGAGGAACGGAUAGAAAAAACUACGAAAAUCGACAAGAAAACACUAGACAUCGAAGAGAAAGGAGUCAAGCUAAGACUGACUAUCGUUGAUACACCUGGAUUCGGAGAUUCGAUCAAUUGCGAAGAUAGCUGGCGUGUCUGCACACAAUACAUCGACGAACAAUUCCGACAGUUUUUUACUGACGAAAGCGGCCUAAACAGGCGAAACAUUCAGGAUAAUCGUGUUCAUUGUAUGUUGUACUUUUUACCACCGUGGGGACAUGGUCUUCGACAGAUGGACGUCGAUUUGAUGCGGCGGAUGCACAAAAAAGUUAACAUAGUAGUAGUUAUCGGGAAAGCUGACACACUGACGACAACUGAAGUGCAGAAACUUAAAACUCGUAUCCUUGAGGAUAUAGAAUCGAACGGUAUUCAAAUCUACCAGUUUCCCGAUUGUGAUUCAGAUGAAGACGAAGAGUUCAAGCAGCAAGACCGUGAGUUAAAGGCCAGCAUACCGUUCGCCGUAGUGGGGAGCAACAUUGUGCUGGAAGUAGCCGGUAAAAAGAUUCGAGGCCGUCAGUAUCCUUGGGGAAUAGUGGAUGCUGAAAAUCCUCAGCACAGUGAUCUCAUCAAACUGCGAACGAUGCUAAUCUCAACACACAUGCAAGACUUGAAGGACACCACCCGUGACGUUCACUACGAGAACUUCCGAGCGCAGUGCAUAUCGCAAAUAUCGCAACAUGCACUGCGUGAACGCAACAAAUUAAAAAGGGAAUCUAUUGCUUCCAGUCACGAAUCUGCAAGCAUUAACGAUACUGACCGAUUACUGCAACAGAAAGAAGAAGAGAUUCGACGAAUGCAAGAUAUGUUGGCGCAGAUGCAGGAGAAACUGAAAUCGACCCAGAUGAGCGACGCAGUUAUUGAUGUUUAAGUGCAGGGAUUCAUGUGGUAAAGCACCUCAUUCGAAGCAUACAUCACUUGCAAUAUUUAGGUGGAAAUUUUCGUUGUAGUUUAAGACAUCUUACGCAUAACCAUAUUCACGUACACAACCCACACACUAUAAGUAAUCUCUUUAAUGUAGCGCUUUCAUUUGAAGGUGUAAACUGUACAAUUAUCACAUGUAGACUAAUUGAAAAAAAUAACAUUCUGCAGUCGUUUUCAUAAACGUGUAGAAAACAAAAUGACUAAUCGGUUUUAAGUAUGCCAGCUUUUACGAAAUAGAUUUCCAUAUAACAUCCUAAGUAAUCAAAAACAACAUUGUUUUGCUUUUUGCGACACCAUCGCUUAUUGAAUAACUUUGAACUACACAUUUAUUCACUUUAAAAACAGCAUUGUAAGCGCGCUAUUUUGUUCGAUUAUUCAACUGAAACCUCAUGUUGACGUAAAAUUGUAAGCUUUAUUUCGUUCAUUAUAGAUUUUACACUGAAUUUUAGAACAUGUCGAUAACCUUUGAGGGUUUCAAUAGAUUUUUUUUCUGAUCUUCUCAAAAUUAUGUCAUUACUCACUCACUAAAAAUUCACGCAUCCCAUGGCAUAUUGAUAGCCAUUUGAUAUUCGUAGAAAUGAGUCCCGAAGAAGAAAAUCGUCGCGACCACGUAAAAAUCUCAUAGCAUCAUGUCAUCUACAGAGACUACCAAAGAGCACAGUUUACAAAUAAAUUAGUUUAACCAAUAACAACAAACCACCAAAACAACAAGUAGAUACAGUUCAAUAGUGCAAUAUUAUAAUAAUUAUUAUUAUAAUAAGUAUAUAAAGCGGCUCAAAAGACUAAUCGAAGCUAUUUGGAAGCGAUCAAACAUCAUUUUAACAGUAGAAUGACGAAUUGUUUCAAACAAUCAGUUUAAUUGUUAUACUUCGAGCAUCAUAGUAUAGUAACUACGUUAUAUAAUUGAUGUCUAGAAUACAAAAAAAACGUAAAUCUAGAAGCUAUAUUUAUAUUUGUUUGCUCUCAAAGUGUUUAUUUUUUCUCUAACUAUGGACGUAAGUUUGUACAAGAAUAUAUUUAUUUCGCAGAUGAUUAUCCUCUAAUCUAUUUAUUUAUACAGGGCAAGCUAUUGCCUAUUGCUUACGAUUAUGUACAUUAUAGCAGCAUUCAGUAUGUAUUGAGUUGUUUCAAAUUUUUACAAUGGAAAUGGUUCCGACCAAUUGUAAUACAACCAUUAUAAAUACUGGAAAAGUUUAGAUAUUUCAAUAAAAAGUAUUCAGUUGUU
Malaya genurostris is the source of this 2802-nucleotide messenger RNA. RefSeq names its product septin-4 (gene Septin4). The coding region runs from base 433 to 1524 and encodes 363 amino acids. The record is from RefSeq and is a predicted model, not a curated record. The transcript has 6 exons. Gene Ontology annotation, biological process: cytoskeleton-dependent cytokinesis; regulation of exocytosis. Lineage: Eukaryota; Metazoa; Arthropoda; Insecta; Diptera; Culicidae. Gene Ontology annotation, molecular function: GTP binding; molecular adaptor activity; GTPase activity. Gene Ontology annotation, cellular component: synaptic vesicle; septin ring; cell division site.